AUGGCAGCACCACAGAACAACUUGAACCUGGCGGCAAUAGGAACGAAGGCCCACUUGCUCUCAGAAUCGCAAGCAUAUUCCGCGCAAAAGUUCCACUAUUAUAGGAAUGGGAUUCCUGGCUACGAAUUGACCUAUUGGGAUAUCCAGAACGGGUUUCUCAAUGGAGAUCCUGUGCUGACCCAACGAUGGAAUGACAUUCAAGCUCGAAACGGUUUAAAUCCACCACCAGUUCCGGCCUUGGCUCGAUUCCAAUUCACCGCGAACCACAGGGACCGGCUUCGUACGAUUGCCGUCAACAAUCGGCUCCCCCUCAGGGCAAUGGUUGCUCCGCCGAAUGCCCCGAUCGAUCGUCGAGCACGCCAGACGGUGGCGCAAGAGUACACCACUCUCUACCCGCGGAUGCGUGCUACUUUUCGCUACUUCAAGUGUCUUGGAUGGGGAGGCGAAGGUAUCACUUCUCUCUGGAGGUAUUCGCCGGGGCCAGGCCAAAACCACAUGGUGGUGAUGAAGAUGUCGACAUCGGAAAAGACUAUUCAGGUGCCUAACGCGAGGCGACGUGUUAUUGACACAGAACAUAUUGACAAGGAGAGGAAAAUGAUAUCCCAACUCGGACGUGCCCCACAUAUAGUCCAGCGCUUCUACACGGCACAUCAUCCUAGAAAUAUAAAUCCCAACAAUGCCAGGCGGUCUGCUCGUCGAGCCCAGGCCGUGGCAAUGAUGGCCCAAGCAGUUGAUAGUCAAUACGGGUCUAGCUACUUCUUCAUGGAAUAUUGCAAACUCGGCGAUUUGGAGGCUCAACUUCGGAGAGCAGCCAGAGAUGGGCCGAACGGGAGGGAGAGAUAUUUGCCAGAACCUGUCCUCUGGCGCUUCUUCGACUGUCUGGUCAAGGGUGCCAUGGCGAUGGAAGAGCCCCCAAUGCAGAAUACAGUCUCGCAGACUUUACCAACAGACUCGCGAGGAGAUUUCCUCCCUGAGCAGAUUACUGCCAACAACCAGGGACGUGAAGGCAUAGUGCAUAUGGACCUAGAACAAUUUGCCAAAGAUUGGGAUCUGGUUCCUCGCUAUGAAGACCCUUCUGAUACCCAUUCCGCUUCGAACUGGCCGCCCCCCUGGAUGCCGCCGUGGGGACCACCGCCGCCGAUCACAUCUGGUCCUGCGAGGUACUCUGCCGCGUCAAAUGUGUGGCACAUAGGACUGAUCAUAAAAACUGCCUUGACACUGUUGGACCCGGACAUGCCGCCCUACGCAGGGAGGAUGACAAGCGCAGAGCCCCCAAAUGUAACGCCUACUCAAGAGCGCUGGACAUACGGGUGGUCGCUCCUGGACCCCCUCGAGCCGUGGGCUACCAAUAAUAUGUACUCGCAGGCGCUGCGGGACGUCGUGGCGGAGUGUCUCAUGGCAAAACAGGAACACCGCCCUACCCUGAACAAUUUACAACAAAGGAUUACCCAGCAGCUGGCCAUGGCGGCUAACCAAGUGAUCCCACAAUACUGGACAAAUACGUUCUUUCGUGAACCACGACGACCGAGGCAGCCGCCCCCCGACACAGCGGACGUCGACACUAUAGAUCCAUUCUGGGACUAUGAGAAUGCCGAAGCCCUGCAAUGA
Molecule: messenger RNA, 1608 nt
Organism: Diaporthe batatas
Lineage: Eukaryota; Fungi; Ascomycota; Sordariomycetes; Diaporthales; Diaporthaceae
Exons: 4
Coding region: 1-1608 (535 amino acids)
Biological process (GO): protein phosphorylation
Cellular component (GO): cytoplasm
Molecular function (GO): protein serine/threonine kinase activity; ATP binding
Source: RefSeq, a predicted model, not a curated record